AUGGAAAGAGCGGGCAGCAGCGCCUGGCAUGAAAUGGGCGUCAAGUGGAGGGGCAGAGUUGAAAGCGGGGCCGCUGAGCGGCAAAAGGAGGCAAAAGCCUACGGCACCCGGAAUUUUCUUUACUUCCUAGAACGAGAAGAGAUUCCUUCUUUUCCUGCUAGUGUCACUUCUGUCAACCAAGAAAAGCAGACCUGUCAUGAUGGUGUCGAUUCCAGUCCCUCUCCUGUCUCUGUGGGCUCCCAGAAAUCAAUGGAGAACUUUGUGGGCUCCAGAUUCAGCAUCAGCCGGCGACGGGGUCAAGGCCUGGCACUGCGUCCCCAGUGUCUGACCCCUGAAAGCGAACUCUCCUCUUGUGACAGUGCCAUUCAGGACUAUCUCCCACUGGUGCGGCUGCAGCAGGCCCCCGGCAUGUUCCAGCUGACCGACUGUUUCUCGGAGGUCGUUCAGAUCCCACUGGACCGCUUGCGCCGGGCCUCUCCCUACGCCUCCCACCGUGCCAGCCUCAGCCCUGCCUCCAGCACCUCCCCUUGGGCACUCAUAGCCAAGGCCAGCCCAAGGCUAACAGCAAACCAGGUUUCCCCGGAUGGCGGUGAAGUAGUUGGAAUGAGCAAGGAGGGAGCGGUGGAGCCAGGAUCGCCACACUCACACAGCACCUGCUCAGAUGUGCUGAGCGCUGCCGUGUGGGCACAGGCAGACAGCGGGCGUGGCUCCGAGACCGACGCCUGCGACCAUUCGCCGGAUGCCUCUGAAGUGAGCAUCAGCCUGCAGGAGAUGUGCCCAGAUGCAGAGGAAGGGGACCUGGAGAGCAUGAGCUGGGCCACAGCUGUGGCUUUGGCCUGGCUGGAGCACCGCUGUGCCGGGUUCUUUGUGGAGUGGGAGUUGCUGGCAGCCAAGGCCGAUUCCUGGCUGCGGGCACAGCAGCUGCCAGAAGGUGUGGAUGUCGCCGCUCUCAAAGGGGCAGCACGUCAACUCUUCCUACUGCUCCGCCACUGGGAUGAGAAUAUCAAGCUGAACAUGCUGUGUUACAACCCAAACAACGUGUGAAGGAGUAGUGAGCAGGCCAGGCCGUUGGUUGCGGGUGCCAAUAAAGAGAUGCGAUCAGA
Messenger RNA from Podarcis muralis (Common wall lizard), 1103 nucleotides. NCBI's taxonomy places the organism in Eukaryota, Metazoa, Chordata, Lepidosauria, Squamata, Lacertidae. The record is from RefSeq and is a predicted model, not a curated record.